Molecule: messenger RNA, 3356 nt
Organism: Agelaius phoeniceus (red-winged blackbird)
Lineage: Eukaryota; Metazoa; Chordata; Aves; Passeriformes; Icteridae
Source: RefSeq, a predicted model, not a curated record
AACAUUCCCGCCCGCCUCUCCCGCUGACCCCCGACCCCCGCGGGAGGGCGGGCGCUGGGCUGCCGAGAGUUGAGUAAGCAACUCUUGUCAUCUUAUAUGAAAACAACGUUCAGUGGAUCAUUUGCAGCCUCUUGCUACUGAAGCUGAAUAUAAAGUUAUACCAAUGCAGUGGUUGCAGCAGCAUACGGUGCUGUCUGAAAUGGCUGCUUUGAAACUGGUGGAAAAUAUGCUUUGGACAGGAGGGUUGAAAUCUCUCCUUCCCCAUGUGCUAAGAAGAAUCAUUAGAUGCAACAGACUCAGUAUUAGUAAUACUUCUGGAAUGGCAGAAGGCUAUAAACAGGCCAAUAUUGUGAUUUUGCACAAGUCCCUGGCUGAUGACUUUGAGAAGUUCUGUCAUGCAAACGAUGGACCCCUGCCACUGCUGUACAGAAGUCAACCAGGUGACUGGAAAUGUCCUUCCCUGAGAAGUGAUUCUGGUAUCAGACCUGACUGCCUACAGUACAGAAAAUAUGAGCAUGGAGCUUGUACUGGAUCACUGAAAAGCCUUAAGGAGUAUUCUGAACAACUCAAGGACAUGGUGACUUUUUAUUUAGGCUGCAGCUUCUCUUCUGAAAAAGCAAUCCUAAAAGCUGGCAUUCCUAUCAGAAACAUUGAGCAAAAAUGUAAUGCAAGCAUGUACAAAACAUCUGUGCCUUGCAACAGCAUUUCUAUGUUUCACUGCAACUUAGUAGUCACAAUGAGACCCAUUCCUGAAAGCAAGUUGGGAGCAGCUGUGCUAGCAACAUCUGGAUUAAAAGAAGCCCAUGGAGCACCAAUUCACAUAGGUGACCCUGGUCUGCUGGGAAUACAAGAUCUUUCUAAACCAGACUAUGGAGAUCCAGUUCACCUUCACCCUGGUGAUGUUCCAGUGUUUUGGGCCUCAGGAGUAACAGGAGUAGAAGCAAUUAUCAACAGCCGAGCUCCGUUGGCUUUUACCAAUUCUCCUGACUGCACGUUCAUUACCGACCUAGAGAAAGGAAAUGUCAGAUCCUCAGGAGAAGCCCCACAGGUCCACUGCAUCUCUCGAGAUCCUCUGCAUUUCAGCAUUGUGUCAGCAGAAGCAGCCCAAAAGAUAAAUACUCUAGAGACCCUAAUUGGAAUAGAUCCAGGCGAGCGGGGAAUCGGGCACCUGCGGCGGCCGGGAGAGCUGCUGGGGGCCUGCCUGGCCAUGUCCGCGGCGGGCUCGGUGCUGCUGAGCACGGGGUUCCCCACGCACUACAGCCAGCAGCCCCCCGAGGAGAACGACGGGCCCCCGGGGGCCCUCGCCAUCGCGGCCAUGCUGCAGGCCCUGCAGAAACGGGUUGCCAUAGUUACCGACCACAGAGCCAUGGAGCUGAAUAAAAAGAUUAUCGAAGAAGCUGUUCAGCUAGGAAUCCUGAAGAAGCCCAUCCCUCUACUGAGUUAUCAAAAGGAAAAUGCCAAUUCAGCUUUGAAGUUUUUGUGUGAGAAUGGGAAUCCUGGAAGACCUAGAUUUGAUCACCUGGUAGCAAUAGAGCGUGCUGGGAUGGCUGCUGAUGGCAAUUAUUACAAUGCCAGGAAAGUUAACAUUAAACAUCUCGUGGAUCCCAUAGAUGAACUAUUUUUAGCUGCACAAACCAUUCCAGGAAUCACAACAACAGUGCUGUGGACUCACUCCCAAGUAUUACCAAAAGCAUGGGAACUUUGGCUUCUCUGUUUUGCUGUUUUUCAAAUGUUUCCACAGGACUUAGAGAGCUUCUGCAGAGAUAAUGCAGAGUCUGAUUUCACUCUAUUGGUAUCGUUUAAAAGCUGUGUAGCAGAGGACUUCACUGAUACGUGUUAUUAUUGUAAAAUUUGCAAUACUUUGUAUUUAGAUUUAAUUCAGGGUUUUUUCCUCUUCAUAAGAUGUACCUUCCAACAUUCAAAAGGAAGCACUCUAGAUGGCACUGUCUUGGCAGUCUCAACAGAGGACAAAGAUUGACUGAAUAAGUAUUAUAAGUAUUACAUAGGAAAAGUUCUGUUUUGUAAAGAUGUCUAGCAAUUGCCUCAGAGCUUCAUCUGCUGCUGUUAGUUUCAACUCCUGUCCCUGAUUUUAGGUUGUUGAUAAAAGAAUUUGAUCUCUUCAGCUACUUACAUAACAUCACAACCUGAUUUCUUUAGUAAAAAUACCCUAAUCUCUUCAAAUAUCUCCCACAGCAGCUCAAAGUAUAUCAUUCAUUUACUGGAGUUUAGAAUGUUCUGCCAGCUGAGAAUUUGAAUCUGUUCAGCAGAAUGCAGUUUGUUUCAAAAAUUCUCUAAAUAUUCAAAUAUAUUAUGAAAUGUCAUUAAUAAAAAAUACCACAGGCUUAUGGAAAAGAAGAAAAGCAGUUAUUCAGAUUCACUAUGUCUCAGUGCUGUGAACUUUGUCUAAAGAGAUUUCUGCAUAGAAAAGGGUUUAACAAGUCAGAGGCUUUAAAGGACAAUGAAGGGAUCUGCUCUGUUCUCCCAUGGCAUUUGUGUAAGUGGAUAUUCUGCUCUGAAGAACUAUCUGGGUGUCUGUAAGAAAGCAAUGUAAUUUUUUCUUACAUUGUCUGUUAUCCAGUUAACAUUUCUUGUUUUGCUUAUCACAUUAGUUUUUUGUGUCUGUUGUUUUAAUUGGGUAACAAUUUCUUGGGUUGGAUGUUGGGUUUUUCAAUGUCUUUCUGCCAAGUGUAGUUUAACUUGGUCACUGUGGCCUUUGUGUUUUGUCUCCCAUUACUGAUAGCAAUGUGUUGCUACUGAUGAGGAUAAUUUUUUUUUCUGGUGGGGCUGUCUUCAACUUUCUUUGUGGUCAGUAGGAAUUUGGAGGCAUAUGACUAGUUCCAGAAUCAAUGCAAAUAUUGUACAGAAUUAGGGUGGAGCACUUGAAUAACCUUAUAGGCUAGAAUACCAGAAAGAUCAAGUUUUCAACCUACAGAAAUUCUUUUUAUAGCGUGCUCUGUGGCAAGAAGCACUGUGUCAGUAGGUGGAGAGGGGAAAUGUUAGAACAUUUGUUACAUGCUGAUUAAUUGCUGUCAAGUGUUGCAUUUAAAACAAGAUCUGUGUUUUUUUAAAAAAAAAUCUGAUCUGGUAGUUUGACCACAGACAAAGCAUGAGCAAUGCCUGAAUUGUAUGGGUCUGACAUCCUAAAAACUCAGGGAGUGAGGAGCAGCCUUGAGGAAUUCACAGAGUAAGAAGGCAUGAAAGGCUGAGUUUGGAAGGGACUCAUUUUCCACAUAAGUUUGAAAGAAAAGAUUAAGAAAUGUUACUGGAACCACAUAGUAUUUUUUUCAGCUGUCAUACAACUGACAUAGCUAUAUGCUAUUUAUAUAGGAGCUAACUAAAAGCCUUCCAAAGUACUU